Molecule: messenger RNA, 1045 nt
Organism: Callithrix jacchus (white-tufted-ear marmoset)
Lineage: Eukaryota; Metazoa; Chordata; Mammalia; Primates; Cebidae
Gene: TYW3
Product: tRNA-yW synthesizing protein 3 homolog
Source: RefSeq, a predicted model, not a curated record
UGAGUCCUUCACACAUGGAUCGCAUCGCGGAGUUCAGGAAAUGGAAGGUGCAAUGUUUAAGCAAAGCGGACCUCAGCCGGAAGGGCAGUGUGGACGAGGAUGUGGUAGAGCUUGUGCAGUUUCUGAACAUGCGAGAUCAAUUUUUUACCACCAGCUCCUGCGCUGGCCGCAUUCUCCUCCUUGACGGGGGUAUAAAUGGUUUUGAAGUUCAGAAACAAAACUGUUGCUGGCUACUGGUAACACACAAACCUUGUGUAAAAGAUGAUGUGAUUGUAGCUCUGAAGAAAGCAAAUGGUGAUGCCACUUUGAAAUUUGAACCAUUUGUUCUACAUGUGCAGUGUCGACAAUUACAGGAUGCACAGAUUCUGCAUUCCGUAGCAAUAGAUUCUGGUUUCAGGAACUCUGGCAUAACAGUGGGAAAGAGAGGAAAAACCAUGUUGGCUGUCCGGAGUACACAUGGCUUAGAAGUUCCAUUAAUUCAUAAGGGAAAACUGAUGGUGACAGAGGAAUAUAUUGACUUCCUGUUAAAUGUGGCAAAUCAAAAAAUGGAGGAAAACAAGAAAAGAAUCGAGAGGUUUUACAACUGCCUACAGCAUGCAUUGGAAAGGGAAACUAUGACUAACUUACAUCCCAAGAUCAAAGAGAAAAAUAACUCAUCAUAUACUUAUAAGAAACAAAGAAACCAAGAAAAAGCACGUAGCCAGUGUAUUACUAAAGAAAAUGUCAAAGAACUUGAAAAUGAUGAUGAUGAUGUAGGGAUCAAUAUUACCAUCUUCCCUGAAGACUACUGAGUUUUAGUUCUGGCAUGUCUUGGUUGUAAUAUUUCUAGUAGGUCUUAUAAAGCUCCUCUUUAUAAGAGUAUUUUAGUUAGUUGAGUGUAUCAGCCAUUCAGAAAAAUAAGAUGUAAUUUCUCUACAUUUUAGAGAAACCUAUCUUAUAAAAAUAGAUAGUUUUUAAAAAUAGCUUCGUGUGUUUGCUCAUUGAAUACUGCCUGUUUUAGUCAUGUAGAGAUUCAUUGCAAAAAUAAAACUGAUUUUUUAAUGCC